Messenger RNA from Diabrotica balteata, 372 nucleotides. NCBI's taxonomy places the organism in Eukaryota, Metazoa, Arthropoda, Insecta, Coleoptera, Chrysomelidae. The record is from the annotation of a GenBank genome assembly.
AUGGGCAAUUGUUUUAGGAGCCCCACUACUACAGAUAGAGUAGAAAGAAAUAAUACUAGAGGCAUAGUUAGUCAAAUAGAAGACAAUACCUUACAAGUGAACCCUAUACCAACCCCUCCUUCAGAAGUUGCCAGAGCUCCAGUGGUAAAUCCCACUGAGCCAGAGCAACCAAGUGCCCGUAUUUUUGUUGCUUUAUACGAAUACGACGCGAGAACUGAUGAAGAUCUUAGUUUUAGGAAAGGUGAACAUUUAGAAAUAUUAAAUGAUACACAAGGAGAUUGGUGGUUGGCAAGAAGUAAAAGAACAAGACAAGAGGGGUACAUUCCAUCAAACUAUGUGGCUAAGUUGAAAAGCAUUGAAGCAGAACCGUAA